UAUAUCACAACAUAACAUAGCCAGCCCUUUAGCUAGCAACGAAGCACAAGGAAGGAAGAGAGAUUGAUUCAACACUUCUGUAUUUCCAUUUCAACUUCAAAUGGCAACAACUGUGAUGACUACUCUCCCUCAAUUCAGUGGCCUUAGACCCAAAUUUUCAGCAACACCUGUGCAGAAUUUGGUUACUGUCCAACCCAUGAGGCGUAAGGGAAAUGGUGCUUUGGGAGCUCGCUGUGACUUCAUUGGCUCACCCACUAAUCUGAUUAUGGUAGCUUCUACAACCCUGAUGCUGUUUGCUGGAAGGUUUGGAUUAGCCCCGUCAGCAAAUAGGAAAGCCACUGCAGGGCUAAAGCUGGAGGUGAGGGACUCAGGCUUGCAGACUGGUGACCCAGCCGGGUUCACACUUGCUGAUACGUUGGCCUGUGGAACUGUUGGUCACAUCAUUGGGGUUGGGGUUGUGCUUGGUCUUAAGAACAUAGGCUCACUGUAAAAUUAUUGGAACUAUGUGGUAAUUGAAUGUAUCUGAAUGUAAUCAAUUUCAUUUCAUGUCCUUUAUUUUUCACUUCACUAA
This is a messenger RNA of Lotus japonicus, 571 nucleotides long. RefSeq names its product photosystem I reaction center subunit psaK, chloroplastic. Gene Ontology annotation, biological process: photosynthesis. Lineage: Eukaryota; Viridiplantae; Streptophyta; Magnoliopsida; Fabales; Fabaceae. The transcript is spliced from 3 exons. The record is from RefSeq and is a predicted model, not a curated record. Gene Ontology annotation, cellular component: membrane; photosystem I. Bases 101 to 490 code for a protein of 129 amino acids.